GAUUUCUUUUCUUUUUUUUUUACGCGUGGGGGAGGGGGAUUUGGUGCAUAAAUUGGAGGGCUCAUUGGCUACUGUACCACGCGCUCCUGUGACGGGACUAUACAAUACCAUUCUCCGCUGGGCAGAAAGUGCUCUUGGAAAAGUUUUACUCCUGAAAGUAUGGCCAGAUAUAAGCCCUGGCAGUUUGGUUGCUGUCUCUGUAUUGGUUUAUUGGGUGCUAUAAUAUCCAUUUGUCUCUGCAUAGCCUUCGAUGUAUUUAUCCACCGAGGAUGCUCGGAGGACACCUUCAAGAACGCGGCGGUUUCUGCGGACUCUCAACUUUGCUCAGAGAUUGGCAGAGACAUACUGCUAGAAGGAGGGUCGGCAGUAGAUGGGGCCAUUGCAGCUCUGUUGUGCACCUCACUGGUCAACCCUCAGAGCAUGGGCCUGGGAGGAGGCUCUAUAUUUACUGUUAGGGAUACAUUUGGUAAGGUGAAAACCUUCAGUUCGAGAGAGACUGUCCCACAGUUAUUCAAAGCUGACCUGCUGAAGGGCUGUCCCACAUCUGUCACAUUUAUCACAGGUAGUCAAUGGAUUGGCGUUCCUGGAGAGUUGCGUGGGUAUGAGGUGGUUCACAGACAGUAUGGGAAGCUGCCCUGGGCCAGGCUGUUUGAGCCCACCAUUAGACUGGCCAGAGAGGGAUUCCCUCUGCCGCCCUUCCUGGGACGCCUCCUUAACUUCCCAAUCAUAGAAAACCUGGUGAAAGCAACAUCACUCUGUGAGGUGUUCUGCAACAAGAACAAAACGGUGCUGGGCAUGGGGGACAUAUUGAAGUUCCCUAAGCUGGCGGAAACCAUGGAAACCAUUGCAGAACAAGGAGCAGAUGCCUUUUAUACUGGCCAAAUUGGACUUGACUUGAUCCAAGAUGUAAAAGCAGCAGGUGGGACCCUAACCAUGGAGGAUCUGAAGUCAUUCCAAGUCAGAGUGGAAGAUGCCUGGACUGUUCCUCUGGGAGAUUACCAGAUGCACAUCCCUCCACCUCCAGCAGGGGGAGCCAUGCUUGCCUUUAUUCUCAACAUCAUUAAAGGGUUUCAUUUCACCCCCAGGUCCAUGGAGGGGGACCAGAAGGUCCUAACCUAUCACUGCUACAUUGAGGCAGCUAAAUUUGCUAACGGACAGAGGAGACGCGUCCGCGAUCCUGUCUUCAACCCUAAAAAAGAUGCAUCGUAUAUGGUGGACUCAGAUUUUGCUGAUCGGAUCAGGUUAUUGAUCAGUAAAAACCGUACCUAUAACAACUCCUACUACAACAUCACACCUUCCCCUGACCGCUUUGGGACCACACACGUGUCAGUCCUGGCUGAAGAUGGAUCUGCAGUCUCUGUCACAAGCACCAUCAACCAAAUUUUUGGUGCAGCGAUUUACUCUCCUAGAACAGGCAUCAUCCUUAACAAUGAGCUGGCGGACUUCUGUUUUAGAGCAGAGAGAGUCAGUGCAGGUGAACAACCUCCCUCUUCAAUGGCUCCAGCUAUACUGAGCUCCAGCUCUGGAAAGAAUACCCUUGUAAUUGGGGGAUCUGGGGGCAGCAUGAUCACCACCGCCAUGGCCCUGUCAAUCAUGAACCACCUUUGGUUGGGGAUGAGUUUGAAAGAGGCCAUUGCUGCUCCUGUAGUGUUUGUUGACGGCAACAACAACGUGAACUUUGAGCCUGCCUUUGAUAAGUCUGUGAUAGAGGCCCUAAAGUUAAUUGGACACAGAGUGACAGACUACCCAUACUUCUUCAACGUGGUCAAUGCUGUGGCCAAGGAGGACAAAUGCAUCACAGCUGUGUCAGACGGCAGAAAGCAGGGCAAAGCUGCUGGCUACUGACCAAUAGAAAACCAGGACAUUAAGAGGUUCCCGGGACCAGGUGUUCCCUUACUCAGGUCUACAGCCAAAUAGUGGGCCUCAGGACACUGCAGUAGAUCCAAGGGGAUCAUCAUUUUAGUGAGAUGUAUUUUUAUAGUUCAUUUAUCUUUAUAUAUUUAACCAACAGUCCAAGAGCCUUAUUCUAAACCAACAGUCCAAGAGCCUUAAGAAGAAUCAAAUGUGCCUCUUGACAAAAUAGUUUGGGCUUUUUUGGGGGGCCUCUCACUUUGGCACUCAAAUGGAUGGAGUUUCACAUUUUACAAAGUACAUACAGUACAUAUUUGUUCUUGAGGACUUACUGCACAGUACACAUAGAGUAUAGUGAGGUCCUGAAGGAACUGACAUGGGAACAGAAGGUCAGUACUGCCUGUCAGCCUGUGGUAUCAUGGGGCUCUUGCUGUGACCACAAGGACCUGUCAGAUUCAGGCAGAACAUGUAACAACACAAUCCUCCAAGUGAAUUUAUUAGUCCUUCUCUGGAGUGUAGUAGCAAUACUCUGAGACUCACACUUUCAUUAAGAUAAAACAGGCUUUCUGCAGCCCCCUUUCACAGUACAUUGUAAUAGAAUCAACAUCUGAAAUAGCAAGUAAAUCGGUUAGAGGGGCUGAAUGAAUUCUGGUGCGAUAGUGAUAGUGUGCAAUCUUGCAAAAGCUUUAAUGGCACGUAUUACCAAAAUGUGAAAAGUAAUGAGCACUGAUGUUGAUACUGUGAGAGUACUGUGCUAGCUUUUUAUGUAUUUAAUUGACCUCACCAAGGCCUGUUGUCACAAAUGUACAGAUUUAUAUAGGUCCCCUCCAGGUCUAUUAAAACUUCAACUAGUGUUAACUUUCA
Molecule: messenger RNA, 2715 nt
Organism: Oncorhynchus mykiss (rainbow trout)
Lineage: Eukaryota; Metazoa; Chordata; Actinopteri; Salmoniformes; Salmonidae
Gene: ggt5b
Product: gamma-glutamyltransferase 5b
Biological process (GO): leukotriene D4 biosynthetic process; inflammatory response; glutathione catabolic process
Cellular component (GO): plasma membrane
Molecular function (GO): leukotriene-C(4) hydrolase activity; glutathione gamma-glutamate hydrolase
Source: RefSeq, a predicted model, not a curated record